ACCGGCCGCACGAGGCGGCAGACAGGCGCACCCGGCCCGCAGCGCAGCGUCGUCGGGGCCGCGACCAUGGCAGCAGCGGCGCUCGCGCGGGGCCUGGCGCUGUGGGUGCUGCUGGCGCCGCGGGCGGCGGGCGCGGGCAUGGGCGCGUGUUACGACGGCGCGGGCCUGGCGCAGCGCUGCCUGCCCGAGUUCGAGAACGCGGCGUUCGGCCGGCGCGCCCAGGCCUCGCAUACCUGCGGCAGCCCCCCCGAGGACUUCUGCCCGCACGUAGGGGCGCAGGGCGCGGGGGCGCAGUGCCAGCGCUGCGAUGCCCUCGACCCGGCGCGCCACCACAACGCCUCCUACCUCACAGAUUUCCACAGCCAGGACGAGAGCACCUGGUGGCAGAGCCCGUCCAUGGCCUUCGGCGUGCAGUACCCCACCUCGGUCAACAUCACCCUCAACCUCGGGAAGGCUUAUGAGAUCACCUACGUGAGGCUCAAGUUCCACACCAGCCGCCCUGAGAGCUUCGCCAUCUACAAGCGCAGCCGGGAGGGCGGCCCCUGGGAGCCCUACCAGUACUACAGCGCCUCCUGCUGGAAGACCUAUGGCAGGCCCGAGGGCCAGUACCUGCGGCCAGGUCAGGAGGAGCGCGUGGCCUUCUGCACCUCGGAAUUCAGCGACAUCUCGCCCUUGAGCGGGGGCAACGUGGCCUUCUCCACUCUGGAGGGCCGGCCCAGCGCCUACAACUUUGAGGACAGCCCAGUGCUACAGGAAUGGGUCACCAGCACAGACCUCCUCAUCUCCCUGGACCGACUCAACACGUUUGGGGAUGACAUCUUCAAGGACCCUAAGGUGCUUCAGUCCUAUUACUACGCUGUGGCUGACUUCUCCGUGGGUGGAAGGUGCAAGUGCAAUGGCCAUGCCAGCGAGUGUGGCCCUGAUGGGGCAGGUCGGCUAGUCUGCCGGUGCCAGCACAACACCACAGGCCCAGACUGCGAGCGCUGCCUGCCUUUCUUCCAGGACCGCCCCUGGGCCCGAGGCACUGCGGAGAGCGCCAACGAGUGUCUGUCCUGCAACUGCAGUGGACACUCCUCUGAGUGCAGGUUUGACCGGGAGCUCUUUAGAAGCACGGGCCAUGGUGGGCACUGCCUCCACUGCCGUGACCACACGGCUGGGCCACACUGUGAGUACUGCCAGGAGAAUUUCUAUCGCUGGGACCAGCGUACUCUAUGCCAACCCUGUGACUGCCACCCGGCAGGCUCCCUGCACCUGCAGUGUGAUGACUCAGGCACUUGCACCUGCAAGCCCACUGUGACGGGCUGGAAGUGUGACCGCUGCCAGCCUGGGUUCCACUCGCUCAGUGAGGGGGGGUGCAGACCCUGCAGCUGCAACCCCGCUGGCAGCUCUGGCACCUGUGACUCCCACAGUGGGCACUGUCCCUGCAAGGAGAAUGUGGAAGGCAGCCUGUGUGACAGAUGCCGGCCAGGCACGUUCAACCUACAGCCUCACAAUCUGGUGGGCUGCAGCAGCUGUUUCUGCUAUGGUCACUCACGGGCAUGUGCAACAGCUUCCAGGUUCCGGGUUCACCACAUCCACUCUGGUUUCCAGCUGGGAGCCGAGGGCUGGCAAGCCAGAAGCCUGGGGGGCCCCAAGCACCCUGCACGAUGGAGUCCAGGCGGGCUGCCCCUGAGUCGGGAACGUGAGGAGGAGUUCUCAGCACCAGAGAAGUUCCUGGGGGACCAGCGGUUCAGCUAUGGGCAGCCCCUCACAUUGAUCUUCCGGGUCCCCCCUGGGGCCACUCUGCCCCGCGUGCAGCUGAGGCUGGAGGGAGCAGGCCUGGCCCUGUCUUUGCAGCAAUCUAGUCUGCUGGGACCCCAGGACUCUGGGCGUCCGAGGGACCUGCAGCUCAAGUUCCAGCUGCAGGAGACCUCGGAGAACGUGAGCGCCCUGCUGCCCCCCUUCCACUUCCAGCGGCUGCUGGCUAACCUGACUGCUCUGUGUAUCCAGGUCACCAGCAGAAGUCCAAGCCCCUCAGGCCAAGUCUUCCUAUCGGAGGUCCGGCUCACCUCAGCUCAGCGGGGCCUCUCUCCCCCGGCCUCCUGGGUGGAAACCUGCUCCUGCCCCCAGGGGUACACAGGCCAGUUCUGUGAGUCCUGUGCUCCAGGAUACAAGCGGGAGACACCACUGGGGGGACCCUAUGCCAACUGUGUUCCCUGCACCUGUAACCAGCACGGAGCCUGUGACCCCGACACCGGGAUCUGCCAGUGCAGACACCACACCGAGGGCCCCUCCUGUGAGCGCUGCUUGCCUGGCUUCUAUGGCAACCCCUUCACAGGACAGGAAAAUGACUGCCAGCCCUGCCCGUGCCCAAGGCAGUCGGCCUGCACAACCCUCCCAGACAGCGGGGAGGUGGUGUGUACCCGCUGCCCCCUGGGCCAAAGAGGGUGGCGCUGUGAAAUCUGCGAUGAUGGCUUUUUUGGAGACCCACUGGGACUCUCCAGUGCUCCUCGACCCUGCCUGCGGUGCCAGUGCAACGGGAAUGUAGACCCCAAUGCCGUGGGCAACUGUGACCCCCGGUCUGGCCACUGCCUGCGCUGCCUGCACAACACUACAGGUGUCCACUGUGAGCACUGUGAGGACGGCUUCUAUGGGAACGCGCUGGCCCCUUGGCCCGCAGAUAAGUGUGUGUCCUGCAACUGCAGCCCUGAGGGCUCCAUCCAUGAGCAGGGACCCUGUGAUCCAGUGACCGGCCAGUGCUCCUGCCUGCCUCAUGUGACAGGACGGGACUGUGGCAUCUGCAGCCCUGGCUUCUAUGACCUCAAGCCCAGAAAAGGGUGCCAGAGCUGCAAGUGCCACCUGCUGGGCUCCCAGGAGAACCAGUGCGACCCCAAGACUGGGCAGUGCCCCUGCCGCCCAGGCACUGGAGGUCAGACCUGUGACAGAUGCCAAGUGGGUUUCUUCGGCUUCUCCAUCAAGGGAUGUCGGGCCUGCAGGUGCUCCCCACUGGGCUCUGCCUCACCCCAGUGCCAUGAGAAUAGCACGUGCGUGUGCAGGCCCGGCUUCGUAGGCUACAAGUGUGACCGCUGCCAGGACAACUUCUUCCUCACGGCUGAUGGCGCACACUGCCAGGAGUGCCCAACCUGCUACAGUCUGGUCAAGGAAGAGGCUGCCAAGCUGAAGGCCAGGCUGGCCCUGAUGGAGGGGUGGCUGCAGGGGUCUGAUUGUGGCAGGCCCUGGGGACCACUGGACAUCCUGCAAGGAGAGGCCCCCCGGGGGGACACCUACCAGGCUCACCUCCUAUUACAAGGGUCCCGGGAUGCCUUUCUGGAGCAGGUGACUAGCCUCGAGGGUGCGGUGAAGGCUGCUCAGGAGCAGCUGCAGGUGCUGAGGAGGAGUGCCCACUGUGCUCAGCAUGGAAAGGAGAAGACCUGCAUCCAGAUGGCACACCUAGAGGUGGCACUGGAGUCCUCUCGAGAGGAGAUUCUGCAUGCAGCUACCAUCUUCCAGUCUCUGGUGAUUCCUCAGGAAGGGGUUGGUCAACCCACCAACUGGAGCCACGUGGCCACAGAGUCCCGUGACCUGGCCAGGAGCCACAGGGAUACUGCCACCAAGAUAGAGGCCACAGCUCGAAGGGCCCUGCUGGCCUCUAAUGCCAGUUAUACACUUCUCUCCAGUCUGCUGGAAGGCAGGCUGGCCCUGGAGGCGCGACAAGAACUGGAGGACAGGUACCAGGAGGUCCAGGUGGCCCAGAUGGCACUGGACACAGCAGUGGCAGAGGUGCUGCCUGAAGCUGAGCGGGCACUGACCUUCGUGCAGCAAGUCAGCACAGAUGCAGCCCCACACCUUGCCCUGCUGGCUGCUCCCACAGCACUGUCUGAGAAAUCCUGGGCUGAGGACCUGAGCCUGAAGAUGCAAACCCUGGAGGAGAUGGUCACAUCAAGGGAGCUUGUGGUCACUGAGUCUGUGCGGACCCUCCAGGACACUGCCCAGGCUGAGCUGCACAAGACAGAGCGCCUUACACAGCUGCACCAAGAGGCCAGAGCUGCCCUGACCAGGGCUACCUCUUCUGUCAAGGCUGCCACAAUGACCGUCACAGGGGCCAGGAGCCUGCUGGCUGACCUGGAAGGAAUGAAGCUGCAGUUUCCUCGGCCCAGGGACCAGGCAGCACUGAAGAGAAAGGCAGAUGUGGUCCAGGACAGGCUCCUUGCAGACCUGAGCAAGAAGACCAAACAGGCAGAAAGGAUGCUGGGAAAUGCAGCAUCUGUCUCCUCCAGUGCCAAAAAGAAGGGCAGGGAAGCAGAGACUCUGGCCAAGGGCAGUGUCAAGAUGACUCAGACCUUGCUGAGGAAGGGGAAACAGGAGUACCACCGAGCAGGCCUGCUCUCUGUGCAAACUCAAGCUACACUUCAACAUGUCACUGGGCAGGUGCUCACCUUAGAAGCACACAGGCAGGAGCUGGAGGAAACUGAGCAGGUGCGUGCCGGGCUGGGUGAGCUGGAACAGCAGGUCCAGGAAUCACGCAUCACCCUGGAGAAGGACAUCAAGGUCUUGUCAGAGCUGCUGGCCCAGCUGGGACCUCUGGACACCCACAGAGCCCCAGCCAGGACCCUGAAUGAGACCCAGAGAGCACUGGAGCAUCUUCGGCUACAACUGAGUUCACCUGGGGCCCUGCAGAGGAAACUGAGGCUGUUGGAGCAGGAGUCCAAACAGCAGGAGCUGCAGCUCCAGAACUUUGAGAGUGACCUGGCUGAGAUCCGCGCUGACAAGCAGAACCUGGAAGCCAUCCUGCACAGCCUGCCUGAAAGCUGUGCCAGUGUGCAAUGAGGCCCGCCUGGAUACCCACCCUGCCCCCAGCCCUGGAAACGAGCACAUCUGCCUGCUGCUGUGUACCCUCCCUGGAGUGAAUGUUAGCACCCCUCCACACCAGCAGAACUGUUCAAACAUGGUUCACCCAGAGCCAGUGUACCCAAACCUUCACCUAUGCACAAUGCCAGCCUGUGUACAUAUACUCAUGCACACCCCAGUGCCAACCCCAUGAACACAUGUACACAUGUACAUGCUGUGGAUGCAUACCUGAGCCUGUGAGCUCACAGUGCAAAGGUGACAGUUGGUUCAUGAUCACUUCUUCAACGCUAUGUUUCGUGUGCCCUCUGGAUACUGAUCAAAUUACAUGAAAUGCCUUGUGGCACUAACAUGCCCAUCUUUGAUCUUGAAUGGAGAGACCCAGGCACAGUUGGUACCUUCUGACUGAGGAGAGUCAUAGGAAGCGAUUCAGAGCCCCCAUCCAAGGAGUUGUUCUCUAUUCCCAUGUGGACAGAAACACACUACAUAGCUGAGGGAACAGGUAGAUCCAGGUGUAUUAUCGGAAGAGGAACCUAAGGCUGGGACUCUAGGAGUCAUGGGAAAGUGAGCUGGGUCAGCCAAGGUAUGGCCUAUCCCUGCAGGGUGUCAGUAAUUCACUGAAUAUUUCACCCUGCGGCUUCUGGGUCUGGGCCAGUAUUGCUGACAGGCUCACUUGCCCCAGGCCAGGUUUCAACCCAUGGACACUCCACCAACAUGGUUGACUUCUGACAUGUCCCAAACCUGCCCUGUGGCUCACCUGUCACAUGGAGGCCACUGGGUGGAAGCUGAUUGCAUUUCCUGUCUGUCCAGCUGGGGAGACCCCCAAGUAUCGAGGCCUCUUCCUGGGACUCCUGAGCAUUUCCUGCUAGUAUCCCUCCCCUUUGAAGGCCUCCACCUUUGAUGGUGGAGCUUGGGCACUGGAAAAUGUGGAGACUUGGGGGGGGUCUACCCCCCCACACACACACACAGUUCUUCCUGCCCCAACCUUUGCUGGGGAGGUUAGCUGCACAGACCAGUUCUGUGUGGAGUGGAAAUAAAGGACCCCUUUUCCA
Erinaceus europaeus (western European hedgehog) is the source of this 5876-nucleotide messenger RNA. It is a transcript of the gene LAMC3, whose product is annotated as laminin subunit gamma 3. The record is from RefSeq and is a predicted model, not a curated record. The transcript is spliced from 28 exons. NCBI's taxonomy places the organism in Eukaryota, Metazoa, Chordata, Mammalia, Eulipotyphla, Erinaceidae. The coding region runs from base 67 to 4806 and encodes 1579 amino acids.